Molecule: messenger RNA, 1231 nt
Organism: Tachysurus fulvidraco (yellow catfish)
Lineage: Eukaryota; Metazoa; Chordata; Actinopteri; Siluriformes; Bagridae
Gene: meaf6
Product: MYST/Esa1-associated factor 6
Exons: 8
Coding region: 141-677 (178 amino acids)
Cellular component (GO): NuA4 histone acetyltransferase complex
Source: RefSeq, a predicted model, not a curated record
GAAAAUAACCAAAAUAUCCUCUAGUUUAAAUAAACUAUUUUAUUUCGACAACGUUACAGCAUUUUUUUCCAAGCUGCAAGUGGAGCGUCUUUUUCAUUCAAGCACACACAACGGACACCAACGGGUCCUUGGGACGCCAUAUGCAACGGGAGACGCUGGUGAACCUGGAGAGACAGAUCUAUGCGUUUGAAGGCAGCUACCUGGAGGACACGCAGAUGUACGGCAACAUCAUCAGAGGAUGGGAUCGUUAUCUAACAAACCAGAAAAACUCCAACAGUAAGACAGACAGAAGGAACCGAAAAUUCAAAGAGGCAGAGCGGCUGUUCAGCAAGUCCUCUGUAACAUCGGUGGCAGCUGUGUGUGCUCUUGGCGGUGUCCCUGAUCACAUGAAUGAAAAACGGGAGGCAGGCAGCGGCACCGAGAGCGACGCGUCUCCGGACCUGCAGAACCAGGAGAACGAGCCGGGUCAGGAGGAGGCGGAGGACGCAGACGGAGCGCUGCAGGACCUGAAGCCUCAGAAAGCCGCGUCGUCCUCCAGCUCCACCAACGCGGGGCACCACAGCAGCCACAAGAAGCGCAAGAACAAGAACCGACACAGCCCCUCCGCCAUGUUCGAUUAUGACUUUGAAUUUGACAUGAAGAUGAAUAAAAAGCCCAGAGCGGAUUAUUCCGCCUGAUGAUUAGGAUGGAGUGUGUUGGACCUGGAUAAUAUCCAUCCUCUCAACACACACACACACGCGCGCGAGAGCACAGGAGGUGUUUAUCCAUCGUCGCUCCCAUCAGCCGUUACAGCAGCCGUUUUACAGAAUCUUGGUGCGAGUGUGAUUUAUAAACUCCUUCGUCCACCACAUCCUUCUUUUCUUCCUCUUCCUCUUUCUUUCUUUUUUUCUCCUCUCCGUUUUGGGCUUCAUACGCCAUCACGUCACCUCUGAUCCAUUUCACACGACAUCGUUUGCAUAUGUUUUGGCACCCACGCAUGCUCUGAUCGUCCUGCAGCGGGUAUGGAACAAUUUUUUUUUUUUUUUUUUUUUUAAGUCUAAUUGUUUUAUUCGAUCACAUCAGUGUAUUUUCAUCGUAUCAGGUUGUCCGUAUUUAUGAUCCCCGAUUUGUCGUUUUUGUUGUUUUCGCAAAAUCAAUAUUACUUUUGUAAGUGAGAAAAGACAAUUGUCCUUAUUUGCAUUGUUGGUUUUUACUCUGUAAAAAAAAUAAUAAAAAAUAAAGGCCGAACCGA